AUGAGGAGCUGGAGUUUCCAUGCGGUAGCGCUAACGAGCGGCACAACGGAUGCGGUGCUGGCGGCCAAGAGAGAGCUGUUGAAUCGCCUCAAGACAAAUAGCGAUCUCACGAGCUGGACGAGAAGCUGCUCGUAUCGCGUCGUGGAUCGCGCUGAGCUGGAAGAGCUGGUCCGUGUGGCACACGCAGAGGAGGUGGAGUCCAAACGACGCGAAGAAGAGGCGUUGAAGGGAGCUGCCAUAAUGGAAAGUGGGGAGAAAGGAGAAGCAGACCCAUCUCCGCAUACAGAAGCGGAGGAGACGACGCGAGUUGAAUUAACACCUCCACUACUGGCACUGGCAUUCCAGCGAAUUGUGGGUCACGACAAGCGAGAGUUUCUCGCAUACCAACAGAGAGGCGUAAGCUCAGUAGAAGAAGAAGGACAGCAGAUGCAGAGUCAUACACAGGAGAAGGAGGCUACUCUGUCCGAAAACAAGAAGACGCCAGCUCGUGUGUAUUUAUUGGUGGACUACCCUUCAUCUGUCCUGGAGAUAGAUGCACUGCUGCGGUUGGGAGAAGUUGGCAGUGCAUCACAAGUGGCUGACAGACCGGAGAAGCUACCGCUGUUGCCGCUGAUAGACGGAGUGGUGCUUCUAGCUGAUCCGUCGGCUGCUCCAGGUCGAAACAAAAGCGGAUCAACUAAUCUCUUGCAACAACCUGCUGGAAAAACGAAUGGUAGCGGCCCAAGAGCGGAUCCAUCCAUAUUUCAGACAGCAAAUGGUAUCGUGAAGAUGCUCUAUGAGGCUUCACUGAUGGGAGGUGUGGAAUGGAGCGAUUUCACUUUCACAAAUGUGACCUGCAGUACAGAAGCGUCAACGAUCAAACAGCCUGAUGACCUCGAGAAAGAACUUGUCAACACUGUAGAAGCGAUUGCUGCUCAGAAAUUUGCAUUCAAGGACUGGGUGGGGUCAACAAAGUUUUCUGUUAUUCCUAGUUUCUCGGAUGAGGAGGGAAGUGGAAGUGAUACACUUUUCAACACGUAUGAAUUGAUGCUAAGCGGUGUAUUUCCUGGUAGUGUCGCAGUCAGCACGGUGCUCUUUGCCAUGGCUGAGGCCAUUGCUACGACCUAUUCCUCUCAGACAGCAUCAUACGAUCCCUGCCGCAGAAACCAGUCGGAUCCAUCUCAACUUGAAGAAUUCCUUGAGCAUGGUGACUUGGUCGCAUGUCGAGUUGCGAGUGCUCAACUCUACCAUGAAGCGUUACAAGCAGAAGGAGACCCUUGUUUCUUACCACACGGAAAGCAUCGCCUUGACGACAUCGAAAGAGCCAUGUGGAAACGAUGCGAUCUACCAGGUGUAGGAAAUGGAGGGCGGAAGGCAAUGCCUCGCGUGGCAGAACUGUCUGAGCCGGAACGUAGUGUUCGCAACACGGAACUCGCGACAUUCUACACAUCACCAAGAUUAAGCUGCUCGAUGGUACAUUUAACCAGACAACUCUUGCAAGUCGAAGAGAUGCUGGGAAGUACUUGGCGGGAGAAAUUGCAGUCUCGUGCGUUUAUUGAAAACUUGCCACGUGCUGUUCUUCCUCAACGGAUCGCGCUGGUGCUUCAACAAAACUCUCCCGACAUGUAUUCUAGCUACUAUGCGCCGACAGACUCACUCUUGUUAUCGUGUCUCCCACAAACUGCACCUGGUCGAAUGCAAGUGUCAUCCUGGACAGCUCGUGAUCGCGUGCGUCACCGACCAGCAUUCAAAUACUGGAAGCGUGAACAGCUCGCUACGCAAGAAUAUCUAACACCACGCACGGAAUCUGCAGCAAGGGCGUGUGUUCCGUUAUCUGCCGGACAGCUUACUCUCGUGGCAACUCAAACCUGGUCAAUGUAUCCUGCUGAUCACAGUGUAGUGCGGCUAUAUCAGACACCUCGAGGAUUCGUAUGGCUCACAGUUUAUCAUCAAGGGGAAACAUUCGGGCUACGACAGGGGAUGGAGGAGAUGAAACACGAUAACACAUUAAAACGAAAAGAUAGUAUGCCGGACUCGAAGCAAAUGCUUCAGUUUAUUGCGUCAUUUCAAGACGAAUCUACACUUUAUACCUCCGAGGGGAGACGAAAGUUUUCGAAAAAACCCGACAAGUUUUCCACUAUCGCGGUAACCAAUUCAUUCCCAAGCGGCCUCAUCGUCUCCGCUUGUUCUGACGGCAGUAUCACUCAGCGGUACGCUCAGACUUCAGAUAAACGGGCUCAUCACUCCGGCGCUAGUGUCAAAAAUGAUCAUGGAGAACACGAGGCCAGCAAUGCUGGAGCAAUAAAUGGGCUACACGAGCAUGACGAAGAUGAGAUGUAUCGCGUGAUUUACGGAAAGGGGAGCGUGCUAAGAGUGCUUCGAUGUGGACGAAAAGAAGUCAUGUUAGCAAGUGGCAUUGUUCGCGUCGUUCGAGCCUGUAAGAAUCAUCACCACAAAUCGAGAAAACCAACCAGCCAGGACUCUGAAUUUCACCCUCCACAGGUUACAACGCUCACAGUUGAUCCAGAAACCAAUGCGUUGGUCGAGAGAGGCCCCAGUGGUGUUAUCGUUGUCACUCGUACGAAUGGUGCUCGCGUGACGUAUCAUGCGGAUGGCACAAGGAUGUACAUGAAUGCAGCAAGCACACACGUAUUCGUGAAGAAGCGGGGCUUUGCAGAUGUGUGCAUUGACCUGGAAGUCAACGUGACAGCCCAACACCACGCAGCAGGAGAGCGUGUAGCAGUUACAAAAGGUGGUCUACGUGUGCGCAGCAUUGUGAAUGCCUACGACGGAACGAGUAUUGAAAUCAGCUAUAAUACAAAAGUUACGGCGCAGGUGAAUGGCCGAGUAACAACCCGAAAGCCAAGUGGACAAGUCAUUGUGGCGAAGGACAGCGGAAGAGUGGAAUAUAGCUCACUAGACUAUAACAAGUUCGCCUCCAAGGACGACGACGAUCGAGACGUAACAAAUCAUAAUGGUGUUUAUUACUUCGAUUGUCGUCAUGGGCGAUUCCAGCUUUGUGACAACGAGCAGAACCAGUUUCAAGUGGAUUUCAGUGGAACAGACGAAGAAAGUGGACCCGCCGUUGCUGUUGAUCUCGCUGGAGUAGUAAGCGAAAGUGAGGCGGCUCGAUACGACGUGGAUAGCAUCCCUGCAAAAGCAGUCAUUAACGAACCGAUCCAGCCCCACAUUUUCGUCCUUAACGGUGAUGGCACCGGAGUCGAGAUUCUGAGACCGCAAGAUAUUGCCGAAUUCAUUGAGAGUGCGGUGCCAGAAAACGAAGUCAAGGAUUUAGCAGAAACAGGAGCAUCGACUCCACGUCGUCAUGUUUUCCUGCGCAGAUUAAAUACACCUGAUGCUUCGGGACUCCAGACUCACUUCUUCAACGACCCUCAGCUACAUGAGGAAAUGCUGAAGCUCCAACGACCCGUAGGAACUGCGGGAAAGUAUCUUCCGCACUACUUUGAUGAGGUAAAACAUUCAUUUGUACUGAAACAGUUUACAAUGGUGAGGCGGGUCGAACAAAACCAACCGCUGUCUACCGAUGAAUUGGACGAAAUGCGAGCUGGUUGGAUCAAGUGGGAGCAGUGGCAAAAGGAUCGUGAAGCGAACAAGGAAUGCUACAAAGUUGUGGACCCUCGUCAGCCUGAUGCGAUUGCCCAGGAGAUCGCGAUGCAGAAGAAAGUGAUGGCUGCGUAUAAGGCGGCUCGUGCACGGAAGAAGAUGGCUCGACAGAAAGCGCGAGAGAUGAAGGCGAAGAGUGUCUCCCAGGAAAUGAGUCCUGGUCGCAUGGAGACAGUUCAGGAGGGUGAAGAGGCAUUGGAAGCGGUGGGCGAAGAUGAAGAGCAUUCGGACGAUGAGUUUGGUCAGUUUGGAUCGGACAUGAGCGACGAUGACGUUGGAGACACUUUUGAAGUGGACGAUCCGAUGGAGUUGCUCUGGUCUGCGUUCUCUCAAGCCGACGCAGGAGGCAGGGGACUGCUGACUGUUGCACAAACACGCAUAGGUGUGGCCAAUGUGCUAGGUAUUGGCGUGACGACAAACGAGCUAACGGAGGCGCUCGUGCGGUUCAAGAUCCCCUACCCGUUCAAUGUGAGCUUUGACGUAUUUGUCGACCUCGUGGCGUUCUUCCGCAAGGGUGACAGCGACAAUCAGGACCCAGUAGAGUCAAACGCAGCGACGAACCACAUCCCAUCACUGAUGGGCGUGACAGCAGAGCAGCGCAAGGGCCAAAACCGCGCUGCAGCUGGGUCUGCUGCCGAGGCCAUCCGGGCGAGACUUUACCAUGCUGUGUAA
Messenger RNA from Phytophthora nicotianae INRA-310, 4275 nucleotides. RefSeq lists its product as hypothetical. Bases 1 to 4275 code for a protein of 1424 amino acids. Lineage: Eukaryota; Oomycota; Peronosporomycetes; Peronosporales; Peronosporaceae. The record is from RefSeq and is a predicted model, not a curated record. The transcript is spliced from 4 exons.